This is a messenger RNA of Peniophora sp. CBMAI 1063, 447 nucleotides long. The record is from the annotation of a GenBank genome assembly. NCBI's taxonomy places the organism in Eukaryota, Fungi, Basidiomycota, Agaricomycetes, Russulales, Peniophoraceae.
AUGGCCCAUGUGCUCAUAAUCUUUUUUCACCAGUCCGAAUCCGCGAAGUCGUCAUCGAUCAAUUCCAAACCCGCCCCAACCACUCCUGGUCCCAUGCCGACUGGCACCAAGUGCCCGUUCAUGGCUCAUGCAGAGAAGUGCUAUGAGUUGGCGAAUCCCUCUGUUCGCGAGGCCGUUGAGCGCGAGGCGGCCGAGCACAAACGUGAGCACCAGCAGUGCCACAAGUCUGAUGCGGCCAUGAGUUCGCAGCCCACGGCCAAGGCUGAUGCCCGCACGCAUCUCAAUUCAGCCUUUCACCCUGCACUGAAGCAACAGGAAAAAGACCAUGCCUCGAAACCUGGUAGGGAGAAACAUCGCGGCAAGGGUGCUAGGGCCGCACUUAGGGAAGAUCUCCGAGCCGCGCUAUUGGCACUCAGACGGACAGACAGACAGAUGCCAAGUGCUUAA